Molecule: messenger RNA, 6552 nt
Organism: Stylonychia lemnae
Lineage: Eukaryota; Ciliophora; Spirotrichea; Sporadotrichida; Oxytrichidae
Source: the annotation of a GenBank genome assembly
AUGGACGAUGGUAACUAGAAAAAGAAUAAGUUCUAGUAGUUUUAUACCUAGCUGAGAUCUAAUUUCUUCAAUAUCAUGUUUGAGUUAUUGAAGGAGAAAAAUACAGGCCAAUUUUUCGGAUGCUUCAUUAUACUUGUUAUGUUUAUUUAACUGAUUGGUUUGCUGUUUGAGCUAGAGAAAUUCGAGUGGAAAGAUCAGUUCUUUCUGACUACUGUGGUCUCAAUUUGCAGCUAUUCAAGAAUCAUUAAAGCUAUCAACGACACUGAAUCUCUAUUUUUCUAUUGGGCAUUAAUGUUCUUCGGUAUAUUUUACUUAGUAGCUAUAAUGGCGCUUCUAAUUUAUAUGAAUUACUUUCUUAAGAACAGAAAGCACUACAUGGAGUAAGUAGUAAAGAUACUUCGGAUAAUGCUGCUGCUUCUAUUUUGGAUCUUUUACAUGCCCUUUUAUGAGUCCUUUAUCUCGAUUAUGAAUUGCCAGAACGGCAUGCAUUACUUGGACAAAUCACUUGAGUGCUACACAGGGAUUCACAUCUUCUACUUCGUUCUAUGCAUAAUCUUCAUAGUGCUACUAUUCUGCAUUAACAUUAUAAUUGCUAUGCUAUACAAUGAAACUUAGCCUGUACAGGAAGAUUGUCUAAGUAGGCUUGAGAGUAGCUUUGAGGUAGCCCUUGUGAUAUAUAGAAGUAUUGUAGCCACAUUUUCCAAUUUUUGUGGGAGUGAAGUUUGCAGCUGGGUGCACAUAUCAGUUUAUAUCAUAUCAAGUGGUAUGCUUUGUUAUCAGUACUACAAGUAGAUACCCUACUAUAACAAAUUCGUCAGCAUUUUUUGCGGUAGUUUAAUUUUCAUCUAUUUCUGGGUAUCAAUUAAUGCCUUACUUAUGAAACUAUUGGAAGUUAACGGCCACCUUGUUAUAAUCUUUAUAGGUAUCCCCUUCAUUACACUUCUAGUGAUAAAUCUCAGAGAGAAACGUAUAGAAGGGUUAAUGAUGACUAAUAUUGAUAAGCUGAAGGUUGAUAUUGAUUCUUUAAUCUAAGUGCAUAACAUGACCGACUUCUCCAGAGGCAUAGAAAAGGAUUAGGCUUAACGAAUGGCAAUGAUCGGUAUAGUUAAUCUUCAUAUUGAUGAAUGCUAAAAUUCAGAUUGCCCCUGCAAAGAAGAGUAUGAACUCUAUGACAUUCACACUAGCCAGUUCUCUGAUAGGAACCGCAACUCCCCACAUUCAGACGAAGUAUUUUUGAACCAUUUUAUAAAGAGAUUAUAUGAGGAUGCUUUGAAUAAGUUCAUAAAUUCACCAAGUAUUCACAUUGCCUUUGCUUUUUACUUAUUCAAAGUAAUGAAAAAUAUUCAUGCUUCACUUGUGGAAUUAAACAUCGCAAUCAAAAAGAAGCCAUCACUUUAGCAAUAAUUUACUAUAUUCCGAUAUAAAAACAUCAUCGAAGAGUACAUCAUUCAAGACCAUAAUGAACAUAAGCAGGUCUACCCUGAGCUGACUAAUGUAAUCGAGUUUGAAAGACUUUUUGGAGAGAUGUAAAAGUCAAUUGAAAAGGUAUGUAACCUUCAGGUUGAGUUUUGGACUCAUUUGACUACAGUAGUUCCAGAUCUAAACAUUCUUAAUGAACUAGGCAAAAAGAUAUAUGAUGCCUCCUAGGAGACAGAUUAGUUUUGGAAUUAGCUUUGUAGGAUCAACCCUAAUUAUCAACAGGCUCUGAACAUCUAUGGAGAAUAUCUGAGAGAGAUUAGGAACCACGAGCAUCUGGGCAACAGCUACCUUGAGAAAGCUUUUAACUCGGUUAAUGCUAAGAAGUCAGUGGACGAGCAUGCAAAGUCCUCAGAUGUCCUGUUCAGUUCAGACACAACUGUUAUUCAUAUAAGUGGCAAUAAAGAGUCUAUUGGUAAAAUAUUAAAGACAAGUCAGGGUCUGCAAACAGUGUUUGGCUAUAGCAAGACUGAGGUUAUUGGCCAUUCUAUUAACAUACUCAUGCCAACUAUGUUCGCCAAGAAACAUACAGACUUCAUGGAAAGAUUCUUCAGGACUGGAAGAUAAGUCAUAUUCUACACCGAGAGAUCUUUGUUUGCUACUCAUAGAAAUGGACAUUGUUUCUAAAUGAAAAUACUAGUUAAAUAGAUGCCAUCACUGCAGGAAGGCAUCCAGUACGUUGGAAUGAUCAAACCUCUUACCUCAGACUUUGAGUAUAUGAUUACAGAUAUGGAUGGAGUGAUUGAUUCAUUCACUAAAGGAAUUACAGGCAUGCUUGGUCUUACUCCUAAUCUAUUUAAGGACAAGGACUCGCAAAUAAACAUCUAGAUCUUAGCCCCAGAGCUUAUAGCCUUUUUCCUUGAAACUUAACAGAAAGGCAGACCAGCUAAGUCUAGAUACAGAGAAUAGGGAGGAGACUAGAUCACUUUAAUAGUACCUUAGAAUUUCCAUAUGAUUUGCAAAUCGGAGUCAAAGUAGAACACCAGAGGUAAUCCAGGACAGAGCAGAUCUAAAGGCAGGGGCAUAUCAAAUGCUAAUCGAGGCAGAUCAACGAUAUUCAAGUAAUUCCUUAAAGUACUUGCUAAGCCUAAGAAAUUCCAAAGAGACAAGAUGCCAACUUCUAAGUAAAUACUCUUACAGCCUGAAUAUAUGCAAUGUGAAAGGAAAAAGGAGGUACAGUGUGAAAUCACAUGCUUAGAGUUCAAGGCGACGACUUCAGAUGCAGUCAAGAUGUUUAUAUUUAAGUUCUCCAAAUCCGAGAAGAAUUAGGAAAAGAAGAAGAGCAAUGAUCAACUUGCACAUUUUAUUGAGAACAUGGACAUUGAAAGAAAGUAAAAUCAAAGAGAAGAGAGCGGAGCAUAUGAGGAGUUUAAGAGGCAAAGUGUGAAUGAGGAAGAAUAUGUGCCUAACUUAUUCAAGUAAAGACAAGCAUCUGAAAAUCCAUAUACUAAUGAUUUGAAUGUUAAGAACUAGAAGAACGAUAGUAGCCGUAGAGUUGCUUUCUAGUCCGACAAGAGAUUUGAAAUUAUGGAUCCAGAGCCCAAGAACAUACAAUCGCACCGAUCUGGUAAAUCUAUAUUGUCAAAACAGUAGUCCUCACAUGAGAGCAAUGUUGUGAAGGGGAAUAACAAUAUUUUUUCUCUUAAAGAUUUACCUAAUUAGCAAUAAAUUGAGAGUGGUAAUUUUAAUAUGAAGGACUUCAAGCAAUCUACUGAGCAAAUAAAUAAUAAUGGUAAAAGUAAAGACUCCUAGUAAUAGAUUUUUGAAGACAAAAAGGAAGAAGAAGAAGAUGAAGAAAGCGAGGAGCAGAUGCAAUUCCAACCUAUUUAGUCUAAUUAGCAAGUCUAGCAGCCAGAGGAUAACCAAUCGGAUAUUGAGACACCAAGACUUGAUCUCUCUGGCAUAAAGCUGGAGUCAGCUUAAAAAGAAAAGACUAGCUUCCUCGAAGAACUUAAGAAGCAAAGUUUUGUGCUAUCAGAGAACUCUACGCAGAAAAUAGAGCCUAAAGAGAGUCUAAAUAUUAGUAGUCAGCUUAAGAAUGAGAGGCCUUCUCAAGAUAAAAGCAAUCAAUAGCAAAGAUCUCUUAAUAGCCUGUCAAUUCUUCUAUAGCCUGAUUAAAUGGUCAAAAAGCAGAAUAUGAACAAUAUCAAUAAGAUAUUCGAAGGAGAUGAAGCAGAGCCCUAAGAUAGUUAGAGAAGUAUAAAAUCAGAGUCAGAGUAGUAGCUACAACAGUAGGACUAGGAUGAUAGUGAGAGUAGCAGUCAUGCUGAGGGUUCAUAUCAUCCUUAAAGCAUUCAAAAGUCCUCAAAGAAGAAAAGCGGUAAUUCAGCUUCGGAGUAAAUAUCUGAGCACAGUGAUGAGGAGGAUGAAGAGCAAUCGUCAUCUCACUUAAAAUCCUCCAAUUCCCGGUCAAGUCACAAUGACCGUGGAAGUAAAGAGAGGAAUGAGUCUCAACCACUAUUAAGUUAGAGAUAGCCAUCUGCAUACGGCCCUUCAAAGUUUGCUGCUCAGUAAUAGAGAACUCCUAAUAUGGAAGAUAUGAAGAGAAACUUUGGCCAUGACGAGGAUGAUGAUGAUCAACAUCACAAUUAAUAUGAGGAAGUUAAAAGGGCUCAGGAGUCUCAGUACUCGCCUUAGAAGAAUAAUUUCAUGAAAGUAAACCAAAUGCAUGAAAAUAACACAUCAGAUGAGGAAGAUGAUGACCCAAGAAAUGAUUCAAGAAUUAAGAAAUUUUAAAAGAGAGAUACAAACAAGAUUAAAACUAAUCCAAAGUACAGAUGCCUUGAUGAAGGCUCUGAGGAUGAGAAUGCAGUCUCAAAGAAUAACCUUAAUGACGAUGCAUAAGCGUAAAGUUCAAAGGAGAUCCAGUUUAGAGAGAACUUCCUUAGGUUUGAAAGAAGAAAGAAGCGUAAGGAGAGGAAGCAAAAGGAAAAGGAACUCAAAAAGAUUAAGGCUUUGAAUGGAGAAGACUCUUCAAUGGGUUCAAUGGAUGAUGGCACAGGUGGAAGAGCCACACCAGGUACUUCAACUGGCGAUGGUGAUGACGAUGAUGAUUCAUCAUCUUCUUCUUCAUCUUCUUCUAGUGAAGAGACCAAGGACUUGAAUUAGAAUAACAGAGUCAAAAGAGGACCGGGAAACCCCCAGAGUCAGAGAAAGAAGGAAAAGAAGUCUGAGAAUAAUGAUGACGGUGAUGUGAGUUCAGUAACAACGAGGCAAAACAAAACUGAAAGAUAUCAUUAUAUACUUCGAAUGGCUAUUGACGAGAAGUAUGUUCCUAGUUCAAUUUCAAACAUCAGAUUCGCUGCUUACUUUAUAUUUACCAUACUCACAGUGCUAUCAAUUGCAUUUUAUGUGAUCUAAACUAAUUUAUUUGACAAGAUGAGUUAGAAUAUCAAGAAUAUUCACAAUUCGGAACAAAGAUUGAAUUAUAUCAUUGAUAUCACUUUAAGGACUAGAACUCUUGUAAUUGCAAAUUAAGGGCUUUUGGAUUUGAAUGCAAGUGAAACAGCAAAACUAAUAAAAACAACUUAAGAUGAGUUAAAGUCAUCUGCAACUAAACUCAAAGAUGCUUAAGCAGAUUUAUCUCUUUAGACAUCAACACUUUCCACAGCCUAAAUUUAAAAGAUUAAUCCGAAUGACAUCGAGCUUGUUUACAAGUAAUACCCUGACAUGCCUUCAAAAUACUUUUUUUCAAUAUGGGAAGCCAUUAUGGAACUAGUAGUUAGUGCCUAUAGAUUAUCAACUAUGCCAAUCAGCACGAUAAUAGAUACUUAGCAUACGGUUUACUUUGUAAUUUAAAAUUGCCUGAAUAAUGUACUUGUUGCUUUGAAAUCUUCUACGGAUGCCAUAGUCAAUGAGUCGAAUGACUCUCGAGAGGAAAAUAUGAAAAUAUUCCUUUAUCUACUCAUUACUGCUUCAUGUGCUUUGUCUUUUUCUCUACUUUUCCUAAUCCCUGUGAUUAACAAAGUCACUAAGAGCAAAUAAGAAGUUAUUAAGCUUUUUACCUUAAAAGCUAUAGAGAAACAUAUUGAUGAUUAAUUGAAAGUCUGCAGAAAUUUCAUCUCAACUAAGCUGCAACAAAAUAAUGAAUAAGGUGACCACGACAUGGAUGGUGAGGAUGUAAACAUGAAUGUUAAUGACAAGGAGCUACAGAAUGAGUUAAACAACAACAAAUACUUAAAGAGAAUAAAAAAGAAGAACAAGGGAAAGAAAAUGAAGGAACUCAGCACUAACUUUGGCUCAACCCUCCUUAAGUUCGUACUUUUCCUGUGCAUCAUUGAAGGCUAUUUCUUGGCUAACUACCUGCUAAGUCAGAAGUUCUUGACUAGUGUUCAGGAUUUAACUUAGGAAUUGAAGUUGUUAAUAUCUAGAUAGCCUGUUCAGAGCUUCCUUUUACUAAUCUAGAAAGAACUAAUCUAUACUAAUGGCACUGCACUGAUUGAAGGAGAGAAGUCCAUAUAAUAUGUGCCCAAUUACUAGGAUUAGCUAUAUGAUGAAGAGGAGCAACUUCUUGACAAGUUCUCAUAGAACUAUGAUAGCCAUUCAUCCUCUUAUAAUGACGAAUUCAACAACAUCAUUUACUCAGAUGUGUGCCAGUAUGUGAAAUUUGACAAUCAAAGCUAAUGCGAGACUUUUAACCAGGGUAUCUUGAAGAAAGGUAUUUACUCUAGCGUUAUUAAGUACUGGGAUUUCAUCAGACAACUUAAUCACGACUUCCUCGAGAGUAAUAGAACUUCUUCCACCAUCAAGCAAUUUUUGAACGACUAAAGACUCCAAACUGCUGAGAAGAUGCAGGACUACUACUUCAAAAUUUCACUUUAACUGCUCGUAGAAAAACUUGAAGAGGACAUUCAAAACUUUUUUGAUGUGGAGUUUAUUCAAAAUAGAACAAUUUUCAUUAUCUACAUGAUAUACAUUGUCAUUCUAUAUCUUUUCAUCUGGAGAAAGUUUAUGACUAUAAUGUCAAAUGAACUAUGGAGAACAAAGACCAUGCUGAGGUAUAAUUAUAUUUUAAAUAACUAUAAAGUGUUUUGCCUACGAAAGUAUGCUUCGAGGUAAAGGAAAUCAGAGAAGUGA